Molecule: messenger RNA, 1147 nt
Organism: Corticium candelabrum
Lineage: Eukaryota; Metazoa; Porifera; Homoscleromorpha; Homosclerophorida; Plakinidae
Product: neurogenic locus notch homolog protein 2-like
Exons: 5
Coding region: 35-1024 (329 amino acids)
Cellular component (GO): extracellular region
Molecular function (GO): peptidase inhibitor activity
Source: RefSeq, a predicted model, not a curated record
AGCUAGGAGAAGCUGAGUAUAGCAGUGUAGCAGAAUGGUUCUCUCUAGUCUCCUCAAUCUGAUACUUUUCUCCGUGUGUGGAGUCGUGAUGUCUCGAACUUUUGUACCAGAGCCAGAGUUCACUAGACUACCAGCAAUAUGUCGUCCGGUUGACACAAAUGAAUCCAGCGUUGUGUGCGGGAUCUUUGCGCGCACGAUGACGUAUCACUGUUGCGGUGGAGACGUAAAGAGAGUAUCGGAUUUAUGCUACAAUAUGACAAAGACGGAAGAUGUACUGGUGGAUGUUCCACUGCGUUGUGAGAACGGUGGAACAAAAAUUCAAUGUUCACGGCAGGUUGCGAGCGGUGAUCAGCUUGACGACGGUGAGUCAGAAACAAUGGAUGAGCCUGUGUCGGAAAAGUGCGCAUGCCCACCCAAUUUUACUGGACGCUGUUGUGAAAAACGGUUUAGCUUACUACGUCUACGUUUGUUAUACUAUCUAAGUCACAAUUUCUUUAGAAAAGAAAUACCGACCUGUCCUUCCAAUUCAAGAGAUGUUCCACUAAUGGUGCCGAAUCCCUUUUCAAAUGGCUGUACUGAUGACCAAGACUGUCAGGGAAACAAAACAUGUUGUAUAAGUUAUCACGGUUUUCCUGUGUGUAUGGACCCUAAACCGGAAGAUCCUUGUAAGGGUGUAGACUGCGGACCGAAACGUGCAUGCAAGCCUUCUGAAAUCGGUCAUCAUUUCGUCUCACCGUAUAUACGCAGUGUUGCAUUUGAAUGUGCUCCUUUAGAGAGACCUGGUAUGUGUCCCCCAUUCUACGACGAUAUUGCAGGGAGGUGCAUUGGUUAUCCAAACCCUUGUCGCGACGAUUCGCGGUGCAGUGUUGGCGAAAAGUGCUGCAGGUCAUUUUGCACCGACGAAUGUACUAAAUCUUUGCCUGAAGUGGCCGAUCCGUGUGCUGCUGGAAUAUGCGGAAAAGGCUACGACUGUGAUGUAGAAAAGGGUGAAGUCAUUUGCAAGAUACGUUGGUUCGAUUCUUGACAGACAAAUGAGCACGUUGUGACUAAAUGGGAUAGUAUAUAUUAUAUAUCUCACGUGUUAGUCUGAUUGCUGAAUCUGUUGCAUAACAUAACUAAGUCUAAAGUAUAUGCAUUUUGUAUUCGA